This is a messenger RNA of Xenopus laevis (African clawed frog), 3161 nucleotides long. It is a transcript of the gene pdcd1lg2.S, whose product is annotated as programmed cell death 1 ligand 2. NCBI's taxonomy places the organism in Eukaryota, Metazoa, Chordata, Amphibia, Anura, Pipidae. Bases 166 to 1191 code for a protein of 341 amino acids. The transcript has 6 exons. The record is from RefSeq and is a predicted model, not a curated record.
UCCAUUCUAGAGAAGUUCAUAUUAACGUAAGGAGCAGCAGCAUCGAAGUCAAAUUGUGAGUUCAUGCAAUUGCUGACAGUACCCGUUCUUGUUAUUUCUCUCCAAAGGAAUCAGAUAUUCUGAAGGUUAAGCAGCAGGCUUUUCACUAGAAAACAAGUUUUUCCUAUGAUCAAACAGCAGCAGGAUUACUCUUUGAGCAAAAAGCACAGCUAUAAUCAACAGAUCCACAGGAACAUGCAGGAGAUGAAAUGGAAGAUACCAUGUCUACUGUGUAUACUACUAAUGAUACCUGACUGGCAUUCAGUAUUAGCUUUAUUUGUAGUAACAGCUCCCAGAUCAACAUACACGGCUGAAUAUGGGGAUACAGUGCAACUGAUCUGCAGUUUCCCAGUUGAAGAAAAUGUACAUGUUUCCAAAAAAUUAAAAGUAUCUUGGGAGCACAUUGACUAUUUUCAAGAUAAAAGUCAGGAUGUAUUAAUGCUUAAUGAUGGGCAGCUAGAUUUAAAAAGACAGCCAGACUCCUUCAGAGGGAGAACAACACUGCUGAUGGAAGAACUGAAUAAUGGUAGAGCUGUACUAGAGAUUACAAAUGUGAAGUUAACCGAUUCAGGCAAAUACCGCUGCGUUUUACAACUUGAUGGGUCAGACUAUAAGACUAUAAGCCUGCAAGUGAAAGCAUCAUACAAAAGAAUACAUAUUAACACAUCUGAAAACGAAGAAUUUUUGACAUGCCAGUCAUUGGGAUUUCCAAUUGCAGAGGUAUCUUGGCAGAAUAAUGGUGACAAUGUGAGUUUGCCAUCAAACACUUCCCAUUUUCUGACAUCUGAUGGAGUUUACAAUUUAACAAGUACCAUCAGGAUCAGGCCAGAUGUCACACAAAACUAUACGUGUGUGUUUUGGAAUGAAGAGCUGAAUGAGAAAACACAAGUUUCUUUUAUACACCAAGUAAAUCAAGAUACAGAAAUUAAUGGAUUUCCAAAAAACAUUGGAAGGAUAUUAACCAUUAUUUCAGUUAUACUUGUAGUACUGGUAACCAUGAUUGCCAUAUAUCUGACAAGAAAGCACUGUUUUAAGUGUUUCAGAAAAAAAGGCAAAAGAAAUUUUAGCACAGGAAACUGGUGUGAAACCAUGUGUCCUAGAACAAAUACAAAAGAUGAGCAAGAUAGCCUGCCAAAUAAUCCAAGACAAUGAUUUAUAAAACUUCUACAAGCUCCAAUGAAAAACAUUAACGUGUACCUUUACAGCUUUGGGCUUUGAUGGAUUCACCCUUUUUCAUAUAGCAGAAGCACCUUUGUUUGCUGGGAUAUGAUUGAAAAAUUGUAACCUGUAACAAUCUGAAGAAAAGACAAGUCUUCAUUUAGGUAUGAUGCUGUAGAAAAAUGCCCACUGAGCUAAUGAGUAUAAGGCCAGAAAGAAGAGGAGACAAGAACUGAGUCAAAGCAACAGUUGGACAGAUGGAGCUGCUUCUCUGGACCUUGCCAAAAAAGGCUCUUUGUUUUUGGACAAAAACAAAUAUGGCAGGCACUCAUGGAAACCAUGAACAGACAAUUAAUUAAAAUGAAACGUUAUUACAGGAACAUAACAGAUGAUUUUAAAGGGGUCGUUCCCCUUUAAAUUAAAUGUCAUUAUGAUAUAGAAGUUAUAUACUCAAGCAAUUUGCAACUGAUUUUCAUAUAUGUAGUUUCAAUUAUUUAGCUGUUUGCUCAGCAGAUCUAAUAUUUAGCAGUUAUCAGCUCAGCUAUCCGUUUGAAAAAGAGAGUAAUAGGAAUAGGAGAGGGCAUAACUACAAAAGCAAUUAAAUUGUAAAUUUAUGGCGGGAUAGGUUUGUUCUUCAACCUUAAAAAAAUGUGACAGCCUAACAUGUCACGUUAUACAGGUUUAAAUUAAGCAAAUUUAUAUAUGCACCGCAGUUGGCCAGCACCCCAGAAAUAAUAGCUUAUUAUUGUUCUACACAGUACCCCUUUUGUAUAUAGUGGGCUCUGUCAUCUGGGCCAGGAGUGGUUCACAGUUAGUAUAUCAGUGUAUACGGGUCAUUAGACACAAUGAGAAAAUCUCUGACCAUAUUCUUCACUUCUGUAAUGUUUGUGUAUUCUGUUUAGUUCUCCUAGUUUUUUUCCAUCAUGGGCAAGUGCUGACUUUACCUAAUGCAGAAUGUGAUAGGAUAAUAAAGAAUUUUACUUUCUCACCACACUUCAUUCCUGUGCAAGGGUAGGGGGAUGUGACUUGUAAAAGAACCCAGGGGCACAUUUUCACAAUAUGUGCCCAGUGGCAUAUGCUAAAAUGAAUAAAGAUGAUCUAAGCCAAGGAGGAGCAAGACACCUCAGACAGCACUUCACUUUACAAAAUCAUCAUAAAUGGCCAUUGUCCUACCAUUUUAAUUAUUGCUUGCCAGAAAGUAUUUGUAUUGUAAUUUUUUUUGUAUAUUAUUACUUAUUAUGUAAUCAGUAUUAUAUGUUUGAAAUAGAAAAGUACUUUAUUACAAUAGCAUGAAACUGUUAAUGCACUUUAAAACAUGUGUGCUAUGUAAACACUGUUCAUUAGUUUUUAUUCAAGGAUCAUUUAUAUUGUUUUUCUGUAGUUUAAUGAAAUAUCUCUAGAAACUGUUUGACUUCCUGCUAUUUAUCUAAGUGAUAGUACCUUUCCAUCAGCUGCGUUUCAGGGGCUGCUGAGCCCAUUUACCAAUGUGACCCAAUACAAUAAAUAGCACAGUGACUCUGAGCAUCACAAGGCAGAGUAAACCCCAGCAUUAAAAAUUACAAUGACUCCUAACUCAUUGCUUUAAACUUUAUUUGUUGCUUUCCUCCUCACUGCACAGAGCUAGGAAUUUUUUUCUUACAUAGGAGUGAUCUGUGUUUUGAUUGGAGAAAAUAUAGUUGGUGUGCAGCAAAGAUCCAAUCAGAAUACAGCUGGCUCAUGGGAACAAAAAUCACACAGUGUCUAGAAGCAAAGAAGAGGGUGACAAAUGUAUUAUAUAUGUUAAUAUAUAAUGUCAAUGGUCUUAAAUGACUGUAUGUGAAUUUAAUGACUGAAUAAGGUAAAGCAUGUGUUAGACUCACAGUAGGGUUUGUGACUCACUCUGUUAGUGGCUAAGUUAAAAAAAAAAAAAAUAAACACGAAAUCCCACACAGCCUUAUGUUGCGGGUAAAACAUCUGAUAAAUUA